AUGGCGUCGGAGCGAGUUGCUGAGGGCGCAAUCCCCUCGACGCAGCAGCCGCCAAUAAUGGGCGAGAAGGACCAGCAGGCUGGAUAUGACCACGUAAAUGUGGCGCGCAUCGAGGCCACGGAACGUAUCAUUCAGGGCGCCAAGACGGCGACUGAGAAGGAGCAGAAGAUGACACUGCUUCAGGGCAUCCGGCUGUACCCCAAGGCCAUCGCGUGGAGCAUACUGAUCUCGACGUGCAUUGUCAUGGAAGGAUACGAUGUCUGCUUGAUCAACAACUUCUACGCCUUUGACCAGUUCAACAGAAAAUACGGGGAGCCGUUGCCGGGCAGACACGGACAGUGGGAGGUGCCGGCUCCCUGGCAAGCCGGGCUGAGCAAUGGCGCCAAUGUCGGUGAGCUCAUCGGCCUCCUGAUCAACGGGUGGGUAUCGGAGCGUUUCGGAUAUCGAUGGACCGUCAUUGUGUGUCUGAUGCUCAUCAACGCCUGGACGGCUCUCUUCUUUACGGCACAGAACGUCCAGACGCUGCUGGCUGCCGAAAUUCUCUGCGGAAUUCCAUGGGGCGUCUUCCAGACGCUCACCAUCACGUAUGCGUCCGAGGUCUGCCCCGUUGCCAUGCGCGGCUACCUGACAACCUACGUAAAUUUCUGCUGGGGCCUCGGACAGUUUAUCGGAAUCGGUGUCAUCAUGUCGAUGCUGGACCGGAAGGACGAAUGGGCCUACCGAAUUCCAUAUGCCUUGCAAUGGAUGUGGCCCCUUCCGCUCGCCGUGGGCAUCUUCUUUGCCCCCGAGUCUCCUUGGUGGCUGGUUCGGAAAGGCAAACUGAAGCAGGCAAAGGCUGCCUUGCUGCGCCUGACCAGCACCAACCGAGAGACAGACUUUGAUCCGGACGAGACGGUGGACAUGAUGGUGCACACGACGGCUCUGGAGGAGAAGACGACGAGUGGUGCCAGCUACUGGGACUGUUUUAAGGGACACGACCUUAGAAGGACAGAGAUCGUUUGUAUGGUCUGGGCGAUCCAGAACCUCAGUGGCAACUCCUUCUCAAACUACUCCACCUACUUCCUUAGACAGGCGGGACUCCCUCCACAAAGCGCCUACGGCUUCGCGCUGGGUCAGUAUGGGAUGAACAUGGUUGGCGUGUUCGGGGCUUGGUUCCUAAUGAGCCGUGGAAUUGGCCGGCGGUCCCUGUAUCUGUACGGUCUGUGCGGACUUUGGGCCAUGCUCAUGGUCCUGGGCUUCUUGGGCCUGGUGCCCGAGGAGCACCGAAGAGAGGGAUCGAUUGCUACCGGCAGCAUCAUGUUGGGCUGGGCCUUGACCUAUCAACUAACUGUAGGGACCGUCUGCUAUUCGUUGGUCAGCGAGAUAUCGACUCGAAGGCUGCAGAUAAAAACGGUGGCCCUUGGAAGAGUCCUCUAUAUCAUUGUUGGCAUUAUUUGCAGCGUUCUUACUCCGUAUAUGCUAAACCCCGGGGCGUGGGAUUGGAGUAACUUUGCUGGCUUCUUCUGGGGCGGUAUCUGUUUCCUAUGCAUAGUAUACACCUACUUCCGCGUUCCCGAGCCGUCAGGGCGUUCGUUUGCCGAGCUGGACAUGCUUUUCCAACGCGGAGUCAGCGCACGCAAGUUUGCCACGACAAAAGUGGACGUGUUCGACGAGGACAUAGAUGGUGAUGUCCUGGACAACUAUUAUCAGAGCACCAAAGCUGAACGCACAGCUAGCUCGAGCGGCCCAUAG
Canariomyces notabilis is the source of this 1731-nucleotide messenger RNA. Its product is annotated as sugar transporter. Gene Ontology annotation, biological process: transmembrane transport; carbohydrate transport. Gene Ontology annotation, cellular component: membrane. The record is from RefSeq and is a predicted model, not a curated record. Lineage: Eukaryota; Fungi; Ascomycota; Sordariomycetes; Sordariales; Chaetomiaceae. The coding region runs from base 1 to 1731 and encodes 576 amino acids. The transcript is spliced from 7 exons. Gene Ontology annotation, molecular function: carbohydrate:proton symporter activity.